Molecule: messenger RNA, 2751 nt
Organism: Ceratotherium simum simum (southern white rhinoceros)
Lineage: Eukaryota; Metazoa; Chordata; Mammalia; Perissodactyla; Rhinocerotidae
Gene: KSR1
Product: kinase suppressor of ras 1
Biological process (GO): Ras protein signal transduction; protein phosphorylation
Cellular component (GO): cytoplasm; membrane; endoplasmic reticulum
Molecular function (GO): ATP binding; protein kinase activity
Source: RefSeq, a predicted model, not a curated record
UUGCGUCCCGGCUCCGGCAGCGCCGCGGUGCGCUCCUGGUCCAGCCCUCCCGGCUCGGGGCUUCGCUUCCGAGGCGCCCGCGCCCCCGGGCUCCCCGCCUCGGCCACCCCGCGGCCCCGAUGCCGAGGCAUGGAUAGAGCGGCGCUGCGCGCGGCGGCGAUGGGGGAGAAGAAGGAGGGCGGCGGCGGGGGGGACGCGGCGGCCGCGGAUGGGGGCGCCGGGGCCGCGGCCAGCCGGGCGCUGCAGCAGUGCGGGCAGCUCCAGAAGCUCAUCGACAUCUCCAUCGGCAGCCUGCGCGGGCUGCGCACCAAGUGCGCCGUGUCCAACGACCUCACCCAGCAGGAGAUCCGCACCCUGGAGGCGAAGCUGGUCCGGUACAUUUGCAAGCAGCGGCAGUGCAAGCUGAGUGUGGCUCCUGGCGAGAGGACCUCAGAGCUCAACAGCUACCCUCGCUUCAGCGACUGGCUUUACACCUUCAACGUGAGGCCGGAGGCGGUGCAGGAGAUCCUCCGCGAGCUCACGCUGGAUGCCCUGCUGGACAUGAAUGAGGCCAAGGUGAAGGAGACGCUGCGGCGCUGCGGGGCCAGCCCCAAGGACUGCGGCCGCCUGCAGUAUGGCCUCGCCUGCCUGCGGAAGGGAGGGGAGCACAAAGAGGACUCGGGCUGGAGUUCGUCGGAUGCCCGGCGGGAAAGUGGCUCAGGGCCUUUCAUCGACACCCUCUCGCCAGCCAGCCUGCCUUGGCCCCCGGGAAGUGCCCAGUUGGGCAGAAUGGGCAGUAGUGCCCAGGGCCCACGCUCUGUCUCCGUGUCAACUCUGCCCACCUUGGACUCCCCAGCCCCUGGCCCUAGCGAGGGCCUUUCGGACACCUGCAUGCCCCUGCAUGCCAGUGGCCGGCUGACCCCCCGUGCCCUGCAUAGCUUCAUCACCCCGCCGACCACGCCCCAGCUUCGCCGGCACACCAAGCUGAAGCCACCGAGGACGCCGCCCCCACCCAGCCGAAAGGUCUUUCAGCUGCUGCCCAGCCUCCCCACGCUGACCCGGAGCAAGUCCCAUGAGUCUCAGCUGGGGAACCGCAUUGACGAGGUCUCCCCAAUGAGGUUUGAUCUCCCGCAUGGUGGAUCCCCACAGAUGGUACGAAGGGACAUCGGGCUGCCGGUGACUCACAGGUUCUCCACCAAGUCCUGGCUGUCGCAGGUCUGCCACGUGUGCCAGAAGAGCAUGAUGUUUGGAGUGAAGUGCAAGCACUGCAGGUUGAAGUGUCAUAACAAGUGUACAAAAGAAGCCCCCGCCUGUAGAAUAUCCUUCCUGCCACUACCUAAGCUUCGGAGGACAGAAUCUGUCCCCUCGGACAUCAACAACCCGGUGGACAGAGCCGCCGAACCCCAUUUCGGAACCCUCCCCAAAGCGCUAACAAAGAAGGAGCACUCUCCAGCCAUGAACCACCUGGACUCCAGCAGCAACCCGUCCUCCACCACGUCCUCCACGCCCUCCUCGCCGGCGCCCUUCCCGACGUCAUCCAACCCAUCGAGUGCCACUACACCCCCCAACCCCUCGCCCGGCCAGCGGGACAGCAGGUUCAACUUCCCAGCUGCCUACUUCAUUCAUCAUAGACAGCAGUUUAUCUUUCCAGACAUUUCAGCGUUUCCACAGGCGGCCCCGUUCCCCGAGGCAGCGGACAGCACCCGGCUCGAUGACCAACCAAAAGCAGACGUGUUGGGGGAUCAUGAAGUGGAGGCUGAGGAGCCGGAGGCCGGCAAGUCCGAAGCAGAAGAUGACGAGGACGAGUUGGACGACUUGCCGAGUUCUCGCCGGCCCUGGCGGGGCCCCAUCUCACGCAAGGCCAGCCAGACCAGCGUGUACCUGCAGGAGUGGGACAUCCCCUUCGAGCAGGUGGAGCUGGGCGAGCCCAUAGGGCAGGGCCGCUGGGGCCGGGUGCACCGCGGCCGCUGGCACGGCGAGGUGGCCAUCCGCCUGCUGGAGAUGGACGGCCACAACCAGGACCACCUGAAGCUGUUCAAGAAGGAGGUGAUGAACUACCGGCAGACGCGGCAUGAGAACGUGGUGCUCUUCAUGGGGGCCUGCAUGAACCCCCCCCACCUGGCCAUCAUCACCAGCUUCUGCAAGGGGCGGACGUUGCACUCGUUUGUGAGGGACCCCAAGACGUCUCUGGACAUCAACAAGACAAGGCAGAUCGCUCAGGAGAUCAUCAAGGGCAUGGGAUAUCUACAUGCCAAGGGCAUCGUGCACAAAGAUCUUAAAUCCAAGAACGUCUUCUACGACAAUGGCAAAGUGGUCAUCACAGACUUUGGGCUGUUCGGGAUCUCGGGCGUGGUCCGAGAGGGACGGCGAGAGAACCAGCUGAAGCUGUCACACGACUGGCUGUGCUACCUGGCCCCUGAGAUCGUGCGUGAGAUGACGCCUGGGAAGGACGAGGAUCAGCUGCCGUUCUCCAAAGCUGCUGACGUCUAUGCAUUUGGGACUGUUUGGUAUGAGCUGCAAGCAAGAGACUGGCCCUUUAAGAACCAAGCUGCAGAGGCCUUGAUCUGGCAAAUUGGAAGCGGAGAGGGAAUGAAGCGUGUCCUGGCCUCCGUCAGCCUGGGGAAGGAAGUCACUGAGAUCCUGUCUGCCUGCUGGGCUUUCGACCUGCAGGAGAGGCCCAGCUUCACCCAGCUGAUGGACAUGCUGGAGAGACUGCCCAAGUUGAACCGACGGCUCUCCCACCCUGGACACUUCUGGAAAUCUGCUGAGUAA